GUGAUUGUUGUUCUUCCUGCCUGGCGGAGGGAACGGACGGUGCUGAGCUUGACGGCUGGGAGGACGAGCGGAUCGACAAGAAAGCAUUAGGAAGAGAAAAAAGAGAGGGAAAGACCGAGGGUUCCACCGUCCAUAGGGAAAAGCCACCCAUAGUUUGCAAUUGUUUAAUUUGUAAUCAAAUUCGGUUAAAAUGUCGACCAGUCGUCAGCUUAGCGAGAGCAGGGCCAUUCCUACUAGGACGGUGUUGAUUAACGAUACAACGCAGCUACCUCAUGACUAUUGCACCACUCCUGGAGGCACUUUAUUUUCAACCACUCCGGGAGGCACUCGAAUAAUCUACGACCGUAAAUUCCUACUGGACCGUCGUAAUUCCCCCAUUGCCCAAACUCCCCCGGCCCAUCUGCCUGUUAUCCCGGGGGUGACCAGCCAAAAUGUCCUGAGUGAGAACAGAAAGAAUGAAGCAAAUAACCAUAUCAAGAACCAUGAUGGCAAGCCAGCCAAUGGUGAAGACUCUCAGUUCGAGAUGGACAUCUGAAGCUGAGGAACCAGACCAGAACAAGAAAAUGACCUGGCACUUGUGCUAGUGGCUUGGCUUUUAAAAACACAUGUUGUGAGCCCCUCACAGCAGCCUUCAUCUUUAGCUCUCUGUCUUGCUGCUGGUUGUGAUACGUGUAAACAAUAAGAAUAUAGUACAGUGUGCUGUACAUUAGGGCCAACUCUGGAAACGGUUAAAGGUUAGGUUUCUGGGUUUCAAGAAGUUGUAUUUAUCAACCCAACUAUAAGGGUCUGAAUUUAAAGUACCUGCCUACUGUCCAAAUUAACAAUUGUUUUUCCCAAGUCUAAACUUAUUGUCAUAACCAUUAUGUCACUCAGAAUCUUUACCAGAGCACACUGUAAAACUGACCACUUAAGAUAUGGAAUAGCCCUCCGGACCCAUACAAAACUAUACUUUGGAUAACAAAGUACUGGCCUUAGAAUCAGGAUUAGUGUGUACUGCAAUUUUUAUCAUUCACUGAUGAUCUUCUUUAACAAAUAUUGUUUGGGUGUAAUCUUUUGCUAUAGAAAUACUUGAAUUGCUCCAAGAUAACUUAGUUACUUCAAGUUAUUCAGUCAGAUAAGUUACCAGUGAAGCUUACAAAAUAAAAAGGGAUGCUGUGAUUGAAAUUUAGUUUUUUUCAAAUAAGAUGAAAAUUCUAUAGUCAUUCCAAACCUUCAAUAGUUGAUAACACAGUAUAUGUAAAACAGUAUUUUUAUUUAAUUUAUUUUUUUACAUUUUCUUUUGUAAAAUAAUCUUUAAUCAAUAACCUUUUAAUUUAGUUGAUGGUGAUUAAAUAUUUUGGGACUGCAGGCAUUUCAACAUAAUCUGCAAAUGGCCUUCCAUUUAGAUUUUCUUAUGUUAAUUAUUAGUUAUCGUGAAAGUUAUGUUUGAUCAGGCACUUAUCUCCAAUACCUCUCCAGUAGCAUAUGAUUAAAAAAGGUUGCUAACAUUGACUUUACAGCAGGAAAUUCAAUAGUAAUGUUUUGGACCUGCUGAUAUCCUUUACAUUUUCAUUUAAAGACUGCGAUUUCUUUUGAUGAUCCAUUUUGCACCUAUGUUACAGAUAAAAGAUAACAUUUUACAAAAGUCAGGUGUUUUGGAAUACUUUUGUGUAAUUGAUUGGAAUAUUUUCAUUUUCCAUUUACAUCUGAGAGAACCAUGGAGAGGAGACCACAAAUGACUACAGAAAUGGUGUAGAUCCUAACAAUAUUUUUUGAAUGAGAUUCCAUGAGAUGUUUUGAAAAGUUGAAACUUAAAGUGUUUUCUAUGCAUUUUAUUUUUCAAUAACUUAAUUUUGCAGACCAGUUUCUCAAAAUAACAAAAGCUGAAUCAGGAUACAUUAACCCUUGUGUUAUCUUCGGGUCAUUCUGACCCAUCAGUCAUUGUGACCCACCGUCGUAUUGCGACAACUUUACCGCAUACAAAAACAAAGUGAAGCAUUUUCUUUUAACCGUUGGGCUGUCUCAGACCCCCCACAUUGCGAAGGUUAAAAGAAAAUUAUUUUUAUUUGUUUUUGUAUUGGGUAAAAUUGGGUAAACACAACGAUGGUUCGUUAUGAACCUUUGGGUCAUGUGACCCGAAGGCAGCACGAGGGUUAAGGACUGUUUGUUCCCCACAACCUGUGAGACUGCCUCCUAGUGCAUUACAGAUUAAGAAGUGCAUGUGUAGACAAGAAUAAGUCUGUAUGAGGGAAUUUCUAUCCCGUCUGGAUUUACCUCUAGUCCCUGCUCACGUUUCCUCUAAAAGAUCAAAUAAUCUGCUGUAAUUUACAUCCUAUAGGCAUAGCCAAUUCAAUCUAUCAGAAAUGUGAUACUGGAUAACUACACAUAUAUCCCCACUGUGCUAUAACUAUUCUCUUUAAUACUUUACUAAAUCAUUAGUGUCAAGUCUCUCUACCCAUGCCUUACAUACAGUAAACAGAAUGUUGGAGUGGACAUUUAUUUUCUUUUUUGUCAAAUCUCUUCAACAUAAAUAUUUAUUUUUAAAUGACUAAGUCAAUACUAUAUUAUGAAUUUGUGAAGAUUUAUUUUUUGAAAACUGUAUUGUUUUAGAUUUUUCUCUUUUAGCAGCUGGAAGAUUUCCACUUUCCACCAUGCAAGGGUUUAAUGUUAUUAUUUUACAACCGGUUUCAAGUUGGGUGAAACAUGAGAGCUUACUGUUCAAGUGUCCAUCAAGUGCUCAAACUGAUUAAGAAGACAUAUUUCCUAACCAUAAUCAUAGUUCUCUGCUGAUUGUAUUUUGUCAUUAUAACAGCUAAAUUGUCAACAAGCAAUCCAUGGAUGCAACAUACAUUUCAUAGAUUUGUUUUAUGAGUUACUGAUACAUUGUAUUCAGAUUGUUUGAAGUGAAACAUUGUGUGUCAAAGCCUCAUGACUUACAAUUGGAAUGGACAAUGUCAUGCUAAGCAUUUGUAAAUACUUAGCAUUGCACUUUUAUACGUUUGAUUGUUUUGUUCUGAAGGCAUCCAAGUUUGAAUUGGAAACCCACUUUAGGCCAGCGGUUUGCAUAGAGGGCUAACAUUUGUUGCACAAUAAGAUAUGAAAUAAACUUGACUUCAGUUCUGAAUCAAAUUAAUGCAUUAAUGUUCAGAGAAACGUCAAUGCCAGAGGACACUGUUACAGAUAAAUAAAGUUCCUUAAUGUGGAGGACUUCA
Messenger RNA from Osmerus eperlanus (European smelt), 3191 nucleotides. It is a transcript of the gene eif4ebp2, whose product is annotated as eukaryotic translation initiation factor 4E binding protein 2. Bases 191 to 535 code for a protein of 114 amino acids. Gene Ontology annotation, molecular function: eukaryotic initiation factor 4E binding. Gene Ontology annotation, cellular component: cytoplasm. Lineage: Eukaryota; Metazoa; Chordata; Actinopteri; Osmeriformes; Osmeridae. The transcript has 3 exons. Gene Ontology annotation, biological process: negative regulation of translational initiation. The record is from RefSeq and is a predicted model, not a curated record.